UCAACAGACUCGACGCGUCUUUUCGCUUUAUAUAACUAGUCUUACCGCAGUCGUAUUAAAACGGCUGGCAAAAUGCAGUAUAAUCGACAUCGUGUCCGCAUGAAAGGUUUUUGCUGGUGAAUUUCUCCUCCACUCUUGAUAGAUGACUUCUCGAAACGGGGACAAAAACUGGUCACUUGCACUUUUUAUUCAUUGCUCUGCUUCAAAAUUAAAAUUAUAAACGGAUAUAUGCAGUCAUUGAGAUUAUUCGUUGUUCAGAUGAACAUUUACUGACUGCUAUACCAUCUCACCUUGGAAGGAAAGAGGGGAGUGAUACUUGAACCUCAUGCCUCCACAAAGCCAUUCAUGAGGCAAGGCUUCCUCCACACCAACAGACCAGCAUGGAGAAAGACCGUCUUACUCAAGGGAAGACCCCAUUAGCGGGGAGUGCAGACUUGGGACAUGAAUGUUGCAAACGUAAUGGUCUGAUCAAUACCCACAACCUGAUGGUGGAGACGAAGGAAGGACUGGUGUCGGUCUAUUCUGCCCCACAGUACCAGGGCCAUGUGGUGUCCAAGGACAUAAAUGGGACACCGGAUGGUCGAGGACCCCCACAGUUGCUCAACCCCAGCGCCCUGCCCCAGGCUAUAGACCCUUACUACAGACCCAACCUGCUUCUGUACCCCGAGAGCGUGUUGAGAGCAUGGGGAGAGGGGGGGGACUGCUGCGAGACCACCUUCAUUGAGGAGAUGACCCCCGCCUCGUCCGGCUCCGCUGUCGCUAAAGACGGGAUUCUGUUCACUGACAGCAAGCUGCUGGAUCUCUCUAUGGAAGACGCCAAGAUCCAUACGCUCUCCUAUGAUGUAGAUGACGAUGAUGAUGAAUUUCAAGAACUCGAGAGCGAGUACUCAAGUGAUUCAGAGAGUGAAGACAAUUUCCUCCUGAUGCCUCCGAGGGACCACCUGGGCCUCAGUGUUUUCUCCAUGCUCUGCUGUUUCUGGCCCCUGGGCAUCGCAGCUUUCUACCUGUCUCACGAGACUAACAAAGCAGUGACUAAAGGAGACUUUCACCACGCCAGCUCCAGCUCCAGACGUGCGCUCUUCCUCGCCGUACUGUCCAUCACCAUCGGGACGGGCAUCUAUGUGGGUGUGGCUGUGGCCCUUAUCGCAUACCUCUCCAAAAACAAUCACUUGUAGCCUUCCCAUGCCCAAAUCACUCUCACAGUCGGAUUCACUUUGGGAUCAGCUUCUUUGGGAAACACCCAAUGGUCAAUAUACGGGACUCACCAGCAAUGUGUUCCACUCCUGCACUUUUAAAAGUCGCGUUCCCAUUUUGUUGGGAAGAUCAUCGUUUGUGUAAAUUGUCUUGGUCACUUUUCAGCAUUUUCAUGUGAACGUGCCGCCACCACUAUUGUGUUUUUUUGGGGGUUUUUGCGCUCAGUGUUUGUGCAAGUGCAAAUCUAAUGCUACACACACACGAUUUGGGCCAAAUUAAAGUCAAUAUGAAAUAAAAAUGGACCUGAUCUAUUUUCUUAAUGCAUGUUCUUAAUCAUACGGAAUCCAUCAAAAUGUAUUUAUUUGCUCUGCCACUGCACAACUUUCCCAUUUUUGUUAUCGGAUGGGUAGCCAAUCCAGUCAGUUCCCAUUGGUUGAAAUCAGGGGCCGGUUGCACCAGCUGUGCGCAAGUUACAGCUUAGCCUAAUUUUGACGCAAAGGUCCACUAAGUUGCAGCUUAUGGUGUGUGCACACCAAAAGCUAAAUUAAUUAUUUGCACAAGUAUAUUACAUGGAAAGUGAAUGCAAACUGCCGAAUAGAUGCAAAUUCACGCUGGGCGACGGAAUUGGGAGGCAUGAUUGCCGCGAAAGCGCGAUAUUGCAUCUUCUGCGCAAGUUGUAAAAUUUCAGCUCUAGCGGAAAAUUCGCAUGACACGUUGUCAUGCAAGGCAAUCAGCAAAAAGCUUAUUGACACAUUCAGUUUGACAUGUCCGGUUGUAUCAGAAAAUGUUUUUUUUUAAAUUGUUUUUAUGUUUUUAUUUGUGUGAGUAGGCCUAAUGCAAAAAACAUCCCGUGACUAUUGUGCUUUGUGUUUGGUGUGCAUACACCAUUAGGCAGUAGUAAAUAUUUUUGCAUUGCACCAACUUAAAGUAUAAACUAAAAUUUACUAAAUAAGCCUCAGACAAGAAGUAAAUGUUGGAAUAGAAUAGCAGACUGAUUGAAUUGCAUCAAUAAGCUCAUGAUUUACCUGAAAAACUUCAAUUCUUUAGACAUAUGAUGUAGGGGCGUUUGGAUUUUUGGGGGAUUAUUUAAAUGAUUAUUUAACAAUUUUUUGCAGAGUGUGUUUUUGUGCUGAUCGGUCGGAUUAUGCCUCUUAUGGAUAAAUAAAUAUGACACUAAAACCUCCAGUAUGUCCCUGUCGUAAUGAGUGAUUCAUUGAAUCAUUCAUUCAAAUGAUUUGUUCAAAACGGCUGAUUCAUUUAGAAACAAAGCAAGUGACAUUGAGUCAUUGACUCAAAUGAUUCAUUCAAAAAUAGAUUCAUUCAGGAACAAAACACAGCAGUAUUUCUGUGAGAUGUAAAAAUGUUCUACAAAACGUUUUUCAUUGAAGAAACAGAAAAAAAAGACAAUUGUGUCUAAUGUAAUACUGAGUGUAUAAUAAUCAUUUAAUAUUAACUUCUUGUUUGUUGAACAAUUGUAUAAAAUCAAUAUCACAUUUGCAAUCAGACUCACACUCAUAUGUUCAAAAAAUGUCACUCUUGCUUGUGUGAUAUUACUUAACUCUUAUAAAUGUCUUAUAAAAAGAUGUUUUUGUUUGUUUUUUGCCAGGUGAGUGACAUUGAUAAUGUCAGCUCGCACAUCGCUAAAACAACAAUUACGAUACUGCAGACAAUAAAUAUUAUACACCCCUAAUAUAAUGACAUUUACUCUUGUUUACAUUUUGAGAGAACAUAAUGCGAAAAAUAAUGUUUACUAACCCAGCGCUUACAACCUACUAGCUACACUCUGCCUUAUAGGAACAAAUGGUGCACCAAAAAUCAAGCACAGAGUUAGCUACAAACUAGCUAGUAGUUACUAAAAUCUAGUGUGGACUCGUUCCCAUUUAAGUAAGAUCUUACAAACGGCUGGUGUAACCCUAUACCCAGGCCCAGGUCCCUACAAUUUUUGUUUUAUUUGGAAACAUACUUUUAAGCAAAUUAAAAGGGGUUAAGAACAAAACUUCAUGUUGACUUUAAUAUUGGUUUGUCAUAAUAACAGUAUUUGGUAUACAGAUCUAACCUGCCUAAAGAUCUGAAGGGGAUCUGAAUCCGAAUCUGAACAAUCAGAGAUUUUUCUUGAAUGUUUUUUGGAGUACAUGAAGCAUCUGUCUGAAGUGCCACAGUGCUUUCAAGCCUUUUUAACAAGAGCUACUGAAUCCUAAGGUCUGUGACACAUGAAGGGGCAUUUUCAACUCUCUUUUGAUAUUACAGAUACAAAAUGAACAUAAAGCCAUAUAGAUGGGUUGCUCAAGCCUGCGCGUGCUCUUUUUUCAGAAUGUAUGGAUAAAAUCAUUCUCGUGGGGCUGGAACAUUUAAUAUUAACUACUCUGUAAUUAAGUCUUAAGGCUUUCAGUUUAUACAUGUCAGUCUAUGAAGCUGUAAAUGCCUCCGCUGUCAGAUUUUCUCCCAAUACUUUGGGACACACCUCUUGCCAGCAAGCUCAUGCUAAUUAAAUGUGGUCUUUUCAUUCAAAUAUGGUGUUGGUGUGUUUAUCUCAUUUGGCCAGUUUGCUUUCGGACCUUUUUAUGUGAACUUUGAUGAACUGUUGCAGUUGUUAAUGUAUGUUAAAGGAAUAGUUCACCCUAAAACUGUUCUGUGAUUUUUAUUUAAUUCAAAACUUCUAUGAAUUUCUUUUGCGUAACAUAAAAAAG
Messenger RNA from Onychostoma macrolepis, 3881 nucleotides. RefSeq names its product synapse differentiation-inducing gene protein 1. Gene Ontology annotation, cellular component: intracellular membrane-bounded organelle; postsynaptic density membrane; synaptic vesicle membrane. NCBI's taxonomy places the organism in Eukaryota, Metazoa, Chordata, Actinopteri, Cypriniformes, Cyprinidae. The coding region runs from base 381 to 1175 and encodes 264 amino acids. The record is from RefSeq and is a predicted model, not a curated record. Gene Ontology annotation, biological process: positive regulation of synapse assembly; synaptic vesicle clustering. The transcript is spliced from 4 exons.